Molecule: messenger RNA, 718 nt
Organism: Saccostrea echinata
Lineage: Eukaryota; Metazoa; Mollusca; Bivalvia; Ostreida; Ostreidae
Product: biogenesis of lysosome-related organelles complex 1 subunit 3-like
Exons: 6
Coding region: 26-553 (175 amino acids)
Cellular component (GO): BLOC-1 complex
Source: RefSeq, a predicted model, not a curated record
AGGCCGCCGCGAAGGCGUUUUCUCAAUGGAGCCAGCAAUAAGAACGAUAGUAGAUGGAGAAGCUUCGGAGUCGGACGAUGAUGAGGAAUCAGCAGAAUAUGAAGAGAAGAUGGAUGCCAGACUGCUAAGUGAGGACCCAGUGAAUGCUGUAUCUAUUUCAGGAGAGGCAUCAGAAUCAGAAGAUGAAGAAAUACCCCCAAUUAAAGUGGACACGGGACACAGUGGACUGUUAGAUGCACCUCUUGUGACUUUAGCUCCCAAACUUUACUCUAGUAAACCCAAGUAUGACAGCUUACUGCAUAAAAAGUUGAGAGAGAAAAACUCAAACCUGAGGAGACACAUAGUGGAUUCUGUACAUCAGAUGUAUUUGGUGUCUGCUAAAGAUUUACACAAUACAAGUCUUCAGCUGCAUAAGUCACAGGCACUGAUAAUGGAUGUUAGUCAUAACAUGAAGCAACUGACCAAUGACUUGUUUCACCUAGAGGACAAAGUGGACAUUGUGACGUCAUGUCAAAUCUUGCCAGAUAUUAAGUUGUGUUCCUCUGUGCAAUAAAUAAGAUGACCAGAGAGAGAGAGAGAUAAAGAGAGAUAGAACUUUGACUGCAAUAUCUGCAUUAAAAAUUGCUAAUUAAAUUUGUAAACAUUUUGUGAUUUAAUCAUGUACCUUACAUUUAUUGUAAUACUCUGAAUUAGGAGAUAUAAAAAGAAAUAGAUCUAA